AUGUUGCGCUCCUUUGCGGCCCGCUCGGGCUCGCGCCUCGGCGCCCUAUCGGCAUCGUCGGUCGCCUCCACCUCGCGGAGCGGUCUCUGUCAGGCAUCAGCUUCUCGCACUCUCACCCAGCUUUCACGGUCGCGAGCUCCCCAUCCUGCAUCGCGCACCGCUCUCCAGUCUGCACUGUCGACCUCUUUGACGAGAAGCAGCGCACGCCUCUACGCCACCGAGUCGGACAAGGACUCCAAGCAGCCAGAGAAGAAGGACAGCAAGGAUGCCGAGAAGAAGGACGAGGACGAUACCAAGGAGCGGCUAGAGAAGGAGAUCAACAAGGGACUCGAGGACGCGAAGAAGGGCCUGCCCGAGAGCCUCAAGGAGUUCUUCGACAGCGGCAACCAGAAGCCGCCAGCUUCGGACAAGAAGAAGGCGAGCGCGGACGCCGAGGAGUCCGGCGAUGGCGAAAAGAAGCCGAAGAAGAAGUCCGGCAGCGGAGCACAGGGCGGCGCCGGCGGGCCCCAGGGCCAGUACACCGAGAUUCGCAUCAACGCCAACACCAUCCUCGCCACUCUCGUCUCGACCUACCUCAUCUACCGCCUCACGUCGCCCGAAACUCCCAGCCGAGAGAUUACGUGGCAGGAGUUCCGCACCGCCUUCCUUGACAAGGGCCUCGUCGAUCGCCUCGUGGUCGUCAACCGCAGCAAGGUCAAGGUGUACCUUCAUUCGAACGCGACCGGCUCGAUGUACCCCUCUUCGAGCCGCGAGAGCGGCAGCGCCGCCACCGCUGGCGGUCAGAGCCACUACUGGUUCAGCGUCGGCUCCGUCGAGGCGUUUGAGCGCAAGCUCGAUGACGCCCAGCGCGAGCUCGAGAUCCCCGCCAGCGAGCGCAUCCCCGUCGCCUACCACGAGGAGAUCUCGACGGGCUCGACGCUGCUCCACUUCGCCCCGACGCUCCUCAUCGCUGGUCUCCUGUUCUGGAUGACGCGGCGGGCGGCAGGCGGCGGAAUGGGUGGUGGCGGCGGCGGCGGACCCGGUGGCAUCUUCGGCAUCGGCAAAUCGCGCGCCAAGAUGUUCAACCAGGAGACCGAGGUCAAGACCAAGUUCCGCGACGUCGCCGGCAUGGACGAGGCCAAGGAGGAGAUCAUGGAGUUUGUCAACUUCCUCAAGAAGCCCGAGAAGUACGAGAAGCUCGGCGCCAAGAUCCCACGCGGUGCCAUCCUCAGCGGCCCGCCGGGUACCGGUAAGACGCUGCUGGCCAAGGCCACUGCUGGCGAGGCCGGCGUGCCCUUCCUCAGUGUCUCCGGCUCCGAGUUUGUCGAGAUGUUCGUCGGAGUCGGACCCUCGCGUGUGCGUGACAUGUUUGCCAACGCGAAGAAGCACGCGCCGUGCAUCAUCUUUGUCGACGAGAUCGACGCCAUCGGCAAGGCGCGUGGCAAGGGCGGCAACUUUGGCGGCAACGAUGAGCGCGAGAGCACCCUCAAUGAGCUCCUCGUCCAGAUGGACGGCUUCGGCACCGAGGAGCACGUCGUCGUCCUCGCCGGUACCAACCGACCGGACGUGCUCGACCCUGCGCUGAUGCGGCCCGGACGUUUCGACCGGCACAUUGCCAUCGACCGGCCCGACAUCUCCGGCCGCAAGGACAUCUUCAAGGUGCACCUGCGCCCGCUGACGCUGCACUCGUCGACUAACCUCGACCUGCUGGCCGAGAAGCUGUCGACGCUGACGCCCGGCUUCAGCGGCGCCGAUGUCGCCAACGUCUGCAACGAGGCGGCGCUCAUCGCGGCGCGCGGCGGCGCCGAGGCCAUCGAGGAGCACCACUUCGACCAGGCCAUCGAGAGGGUCAUUGCCGGCCUCGAGCGCAAGAGCCGUGUGCUGAGCCCCGAGGAGAAGAAGACGGUGGCCUACCACGAGGCGGGCCACGCCGUCUGCGGCUGGUUCCUCGAGCACGCCGACCCUCUGCUCAAGGUCUCGAUCAUCCCGCGCGGCGUCGGCGCGCUCGGAUACGCCCAGUACCUGCCCAAGGAGCGCUACCUCUUCUCGACCGAGCAGCUCAUUGACCGCAUGUGCAUGACGCUCGGCGGCCGCGUCUCCGAGGAGAUCUUCUUCACCACCAUCACCACGGGCGCUCAGGACGACCUGUCCAAGAUUACGCGGAUGGCGUUUGAGAUCUGCGCCUCGUACGGCAUGAACAAGGAGCUCGGGCCGAUCUCGUACCGCACCGAGCAGGAGAGCAUGCACAAGCCCUACUCGGAGAGGACGGGCGAGAUGCUCGACUCCGAGGUGCGCAAGAUGGUCGCCGAGGCGCACCGCCGCACCACCGACCUCCUCACCAAGCACCGCGCCGACGUUGAAAAGGUGGCGCAGCUCCUCCUCGAGCGUGAGGUCAUCACGCGCGAGGACAUGCGCAACCUGCUGGGCGUCCGCCCCUUCAAGGGCGCCGACGAGGCCGACCAGUACCUCGACAAGAAGGGCAAGCUGCUGCGCAAGGGCGAGAACAGCGCGCCGCCGCCGCCGCCCGAGGACUUUGGCCAGCCCGAGCUGGCGGCCAAGGGGCAGGAGCCUCCGCAGGCGUAG
This is a messenger RNA of Pseudozyma flocculosa PF-1, 2562 nucleotides long. RefSeq lists its product as uncharacterized. The transcript has a single exon. Gene Ontology annotation, molecular function: zinc ion binding; ATP-dependent peptidase activity; metalloendopeptidase activity. Gene Ontology annotation, biological process: protein-containing complex assembly; mitochondrial protein processing. Bases 1 to 2562 code for a protein of 853 amino acids. Lineage: Eukaryota; Fungi; Basidiomycota; Ustilaginomycetes; Ustilaginales; Ustilaginaceae. Gene Ontology annotation, cellular component: m-AAA complex; membrane. The record is from RefSeq and is a predicted model, not a curated record.